AUGAAUCACCAUGUCAAACUAUGGGAUUGCCACUCCCUCCCCUGCAUCAGUAAGACCUUCCCCCCUGCUAUAAAGCGCUGGAACUCUGUCUCAUCUUCCUCAGAGUUCCCAAAGAAGCAAAUGGCUAUGGCUAAAGAGUGGCUGCUAUGGCUGUCAGUUGUAGCUGCCUGGUGUAAGUCCAUCCACAAUGGCAAGGUUUGCAGUACGUGGGGCAAAUUCCACUACAAGACCUUUGAUGGAGAUGUGUUCCAGUUGCACUCCACCUGCAACUACGUCCUGACCUCUUCAUGCAGCAGCUAUUACAAGGUCUUCAACAUCCAGAUAAGAAGGGGGGAAGAUGGCGACCACCACACCAUCAAAAACAUCAUCAUGAAGCUGGAGGGCUCGGUAGUGGAGCUCUCUGUGGGCUCAGUGGUCAUCAACGGCAAAUCAGUCAUCUUACCAUAUAGUCAAGCAGGUGUACUCAUCGAGAGAAGUCACACCUACAUCAAAAUCAAAGCAAAACUGGGAUUAUUUGCUAUCUGGAAUGAGGAAGACUCUUUUCUGGUGGAAUUAGACCCAAAGUACAAGAACCAAACGUGUGGUCUUUGUGGAGACUUUAAUGGAGUCUACAAUGAGUUCUUCAGCCAUGGUGUGAAAAUAUCCCCUGUGGAUUUUGCUAACUUCUGGAAAAUGAAUGGUCCAACUGAAAGCUGCUCUGACUACACACUGGAAUCAACACAAAGCUGCAACAACAUGAGACCUCAGUGUGAGCAGAUCCUCACUGGCCCGGCGUUCAGCAGCUGUCACAGUGGGCUGGACUUGGCCUCCUUUACCUCUGCCUGUGUAGCUGACCUCUGCCACAGUGAACAGCUGGAUACCGUCUGUCUGUGCAACACUGUGUCAGAGUACUCCAGGCAGUGCAGCCAUGCUGGUGGACAACCCCAAAACUGGAGAACCGAAGAGCUCUGCUGGAAGUCAUGUCCGGAAGAAAUGGAGUACAAGGAGUGUGGUAGUCCCUGUACUGAUACCUGCUCCAACCCAGAGGCCAGCCACACCUGCGACAACCACUGUAUCGAUGGUUGCUUCUGCACUGCAGGUACAGCACGGUUGCUGGAUGAUCUGAAUGGACGGGGCUGUAUUCCGCUGAAGGAGUGCUCAUGCAGCUACAACAGCCGGACGUACAGACCUGGGGAGUCCUACUCCAGCUACUGCACAAAAAAUGGUAUAUGUGUGUGUGAGAGUGGACAGUGGAGUUGUACAGAGGAGAACUGUCCAGGAACCUGCUCUCUGGAGGGGGGGGCUCACAUCAACACCUUUGAUGGCAAAGCCUACACCUUUCAUGGGGACUGUUCCUACGUCCUGGCUAAGGUAGUACACACACAUCCUCUUCCGUGCUGUUAUACCAAACACACACCCAUGCCAUGGGACUGCAGUGCAGCCCAGUUUGUAGUGCAGGCGCAGCUGCUGCAGUGUGGAGUGACCGAGAGUGAAACCUGCCUUAAGUCUGUGACCUUGGGUUUGUCUGGAGGGGCUAACGUGAUCACCAUCCAACCCAGUGGCAAGGUGUUUGUGAAUGGCAUCUACGCUCAGUUACCCUUCUCUGCUGCUGGGAUCUCGGCCUUCAGAGCGUCCUCCUUCUACCUGCUGGUGCAGACGUCUGUGGGGGUGCUGCUGGAGGUGCAGCUCCACCCGGUGAUGCAGCUCUACCUCACAGUGACCAGCGACUACCAGGCCAAAAUCUGUGGUCUGUGUGGCAACUUCAACAGCAACCAGGCGGAUGACUUCCUGAAGCUCAGUGGGGUUCCAGAUGCCACAGCAGCUGGUUUUGUCAACAGUUGGAAGACACAUGCUGGUUGCCGCGAUGUUAAGAGCAGCUUUGAGAACCCUUGCAGUCUUAGUCUGGAAAAUGAGAGAUACGCCCAGCACUGGUGUUCAAUGCUGAGUGAGCCUGAGGGAGUGUUUGCCUCCUGUCACUCAGAGAUCAGCCCUGACUCUUACAAAGAGAACUGCAUGUAUGACAGCUGUAACUGUGAGAACAGUGAGGACUGCAUGUGUGCUGCAGUCUCCGCCUAUGUCCAUGCCUGUGCAGCUGCAGGGAUCCACCUCAGUGGCUGGAGGAACACCAUCUGUGGAAAAUAUGCCAGCUCGUGCCCCAGCAACAUGGUGUACUCGGACAGCAUCACGACCAGCAGCCACACCUGCCGCUGCCUCGGCUCCACGGACCUCAGCUGCCACGCUUCCUUCCCCCCCAUUGACGGCUGUGUCUGUGCACAGGGAACCUACCUGGAUGACACCGGGAAGUGUGUUCCAUCUACGGCUUGUCCCUGUUAUGACGAAGGCUCAGUGGUGCCUCCUGGACAGGUCGUUAACAAGCAAGGGGUCAUGUGCUCCUGUAAGGACGCGUGUUCUCUUCCUAUGGAGUUUUUCAACUGCUCUACCCAUGGUCCAGCUGCUAAAGGAACUGAGUGUGAGAAGAGCUGUAACACAUUAGACAUGGCCUGUGUGUCCACUGGGUGCGUGUCCGGGUGUAUGUGUCCAUCUGGGAUGGUGUCUCAUGGUAAAGGAGGCUGCAUCAAACCAGACGCCUGCUCCUGUGUUCACAACGGCAUCUCCUACCAGCCUGGAGAGAGCACCGAGGUGGACUGCAACACCUGCACUUGUAAAGACAGGAAGUGGCAGUGCACUACAGAGGCGUGUGAUGGGACCUGCUCUGUCUACGGAGCAGGACACUACAUGACCUUUGAUCAGAAACGCUUCAUCUUUGAUGGCAGCUGUGAAUACAUUCUCACUCAGGACUACUGUGGCAGUGCACAGAGUAAUGGAACCUUUAGAGUUAUCUCUGAGAAUCUUCCUUGUGGAACCACAGGAACCACCUGCUCCAAGACAAUCAGGAUCUUCCUGGGGAAUGCAGAAGUGAUUCUAACAGAGGGACGCUACCAGCUGCUUUCAAGUGGAGAUGAACAUUCAGUUCCAUUCCGUUACAGCACUAUGGGCAUCUACCUGGUAGUUGAAGCCAACAAUGGACUCAUUCUCAUGUGGGACAGAAAGACCAGCUUGUUCAUCCAGCUAAGCUCAAAAUAUAAGGGUCGCGUGUGUGGCCUGUGUGGCAAUUAUGACGGCAAUGCAAAUAAUGACUUCACAACAAGGGGCAAUGCUGUGGUGGUCAACCCACUGGUGUUUGGAAACAGCUGGAAGGAUUUACCCAGUUGCCCCGAUGCUCAGAGCAUUAGCAGCCCCUGCACAACCAACCCAUACCGACAGGCCUGGUCGCAGAAACAGUGCAGCCUCAUACAGAGUGACGUCUUCUCCGCCUGCCACUCCACUGUGGAUCCAACUCCAUACUAUGAUGCAUGUGUGUUUGACUCCUGUGCUUGUGACACGGGUGGAGACUGUGAGUGUUUUUGCACUGCUGUAGCUGCUUAUGCUGAAUCCUGUAAUCAAGCUGGAAUCUGUAUACCAUGGAGAACCCCAAAUAUCUGUCCUCUCUUCUGUGAUUACUACAAUCCCCCUGGAGAAUGUGAAUGGCACUACAUGCCAUGCGGAUCUCCUUGUAUGAAAACCUGCAGGAAUCCAUCAGGCAGCUGCUCUCCACAGAUUCCUCCUCUUGAAGGUUGCUAUCCAAAAUGUCCUCCUGCUCAGCCAUACUUUGAUGAAGAUACUAUGACAUGUGUUUCAAAAGAACUAUGUGGCUGUCGCGAUAAAGAGGGGAGAUACUAUAAUAAUACUGACAAAGUUCCAACAACCGAAAACUGUCAUACAUGUAACUGCAGUUCAACGACUAUCCAAUGCUUUUAUGAUGCCCAAGCCUGUACUUGCACAUAUUUGAAUAAAACAUAUUACCCUGGCAAUACCAUCUAUAACACAACUGAUGGGCAUGGUAACUGCUUCAUAGCAGUGUGUGGGACAAAUGGUACAAUUGACAAGGGGUCAUAUUUAUGCCCAGUACCAACACCAGCAACACCUAUGCCCAUUGUAAGCACAUCUACAGCAAGCCAGUCUUCAGCCACCUUUUUUUUUACAACCACACCAGGAGGAGACAGUGAAACUUAUGACAAGAUUAGAGAGGCAGGGCACAAGAUAUGUGCCAAGCCAAGCGAGAUCCAAUGCAGAGCUGAGAAAUCCCCAAAUGUCUCCAUUGACAGUGUUGGACAAGUGGUACAAUGUGAUCUGGCUAAGGGGCUCAGAUGCAGAAAUGAAGAUCAGUCAGGACCACUGGCUUUGUGCUUCAACUACCAAGUCAGAGUUCUGUGUUGUGACUAUAGACCCACUACACCCUCAACGCCUUCCACUACAGUAACAUCUGCAACACCUUUGACUACAACCACCACGACACCUUCCACCACAACUGAAACAACAACACCUCAGCCAAUCCCAACUGCACCUUGCCCUGGUGGACAUGAUAUGACAUGUGGCUGGUCAGAAUGGAUCAACCUUGGCAAACCCACAUCAGGCCCAAAUGGUGGAGAUGAUGAAUCAAUCCAGAAUAUAAUCUCUGCUGGUUAUCAUAUAUGCUCAGCUCCUGAAGAAGUCCAGUGUAGAUCUGUUCUUUACCCUGGUUUUCCCUUGUCAGAGAUUGGACAAACUGUGACUUGCAACAAAGAUGUUGGUUUCAUCUGCAACAACAAACAACAAGGGUCUACGCAUCAGUGUUUUGAUUAUGAGAUUAGUUUGAAAUGCUGUAACUGUCAAACCCCUUCUACUACAGGACCCACUACACCCUCAACGCCUUCCACUACAGUUCCAACUUCAACACCUACUACUACGACCACCAAGCCUUCUACCACAAAGCCCCCAAUAAUACUUACAACCAAACAUGUUACAGAAACACCUUGUCAGGAAACGUUAUGCCAAUGGUCAAAAUGGAUAAGUUCUGUCUACCCUGAAGAUGGUAAUGGGGGUGGAGACAAUGAAACCAUCAAACACAUCAUUCAGAAAGGAUUUAAAAUCUGCGAGGAUCCGGUGGCAGUGGAAUGUCGACCCACUACACCCUCAACGCCUUCCACUACAGUAACAUCUGCAACACCUUUGACUACAACCACCACGACACCUUCCACCACAACUGAAACAACAACACCUCAGCCAAUCACAACUGCACCUUGCCCUAGUGGACAUGAUAUGACAUGUGGCUGGUCAGAAUGGAUCAACCUUGGCAAACCCACAUCAGGCCCAAAUGGUGGAGAUGAUGAAUCAAUCCAGAAUAUAAUCUCUGCUGGUUAUCAUAUAUGCUCAGCUCCUGAAGAAGUCCAGUGUAGAUCUGUUCUUUACCCUGGUUUUCCCUUGUCAGAGAUUGGACAAACUGUGACUUGCAACAAAGAUGUUGGUUUCAUCUGCAACAACAAACAACAAGGGUCUACGCAACAGUGUUUUGAUUAUGAGAUUAGAUUGAAAUGCUGUGGGUGUCAGACACCUUCCACAACAGUAACCUCUACAGCUACUUCUACCACCAUUACAUCUUCAACGACGAUAAUUGUAGCUCCACAGUAUACAAUGAGACAGACCAUGAUGGCUACUGUUACACAGGGUAUCUGCUACGGGUGGGGAGAUCCCCAUUAUGUCACAUUCGAUGGAACCUACUAUGGUUUGCAAGGCAACUGUUCCUACUGGCUGGUGAAAGAGAUCUCGCCCAAAUAUGACUUCAGUGUUAUGAUUGACAACUACUACUGUGGAGCAGCUGAUGGCUUGUCCUGUCCUCAGUCCAUCACAGUCUUCUACAAAAGCUACAAGAUCUUUAUAACGCAAAAGGAAAUAAAUAGCACGUCUAAAAAUCAGAUUUCCAUCAAUGACAGGCAUGUAAGUCCUGCAUACCAGAAUGGUGACUUCCGUAUAGCCACCACUGGUAUUGAUACAGUGCUUCUCAUCCCUAAAAUCCAUGCCAAGAUCACCUUCUCAGGGCUCAUAUUCAGCAUCAACCUGCGCUAUAGUAAAUUUGGCAACAACACCUGGGGACAGUGUGGCACAUGUGAUAACAACCGGACAGAUGACUGCAUGUUGCCCAGUGGCAAAAUUGAUUCUUCAUGUCCUAAUAUGGCACACGAGUGGCAUACUAACGACAGCAACUGUAAACAACUUCCUCCCACACCAAAAACAACUCCUACGCCCGAUACCUGCAAUACAAGCAUCUGUGAGAUCAUCGAGAGCAGUGUAUUUGAAGCUUGCCACAAGGUCGUUGACUACCAUCCUUUUGUUGAGGCCUGUGAGUUUGACGUUUGUCAGAUGCACAUUAAUCACAUUGGCUGCAUCAGCUUACAAACUUACGCUGAAGUCUGUGCUUUGGCUGGAAUAUGCAUCGACUGGAGGAAUUCCACCAAAGGACUCUGUGUAUAUACAUGUCCAAGUCCCAAAGUGUAUCAGCCCUGUGGCCCUCCGGUGGAGCCUACCUGUGAUAACUGGUACAACCAGAAGUUUAUCGAUACUGUCAAUGAGUUCAGUGAGAUGACUAGUGUUGCGAUGGAGGGUUGCUUCUGCCCCAGUGGCACCAAACUCCUCUCCUCCGCCUCUGAUGAAUGUAUUCCUACCUGUGAAAUAUGUCGACUGGCAAAUGGAAAAUGGAAAGAGGCCAAUUCCACGUGGACAGAAGACUGUAAGGCGUGUAUCUGUGAAGAGGACACACUGCAGGUCAAAUGCAGUCAAGUGUCCUGUCCAGCACCGCCACCUGUCAGCUGUGAGGAGCCGGGUCAGGUUAAAGUCACUAAUACUGUUGGCUGCUGUCAAGAGGAUAAGUGUGAGUGCGAUGUGAAGCAGUGCCCUGGGGUUGUGCCGUCCUGUCCUGUGGGUUCUACUCUCCACACCACUGUGGGAGUCUGCUGUUCGAACCACUUCUGCAGUGAGUGUGCCAUGCUGGUCCAUCCUUUCACUCAAUAA
Molecule: messenger RNA, 6843 nt
Organism: Trematomus bernacchii (emerald rockcod)
Lineage: Eukaryota; Metazoa; Chordata; Actinopteri; Perciformes; Nototheniidae
Product: mucin-5AC-like
Exons: 41
Coding region: 1-6843 (2280 amino acids)
Cellular component (GO): extracellular matrix
Molecular function (GO): protein binding
Source: RefSeq, a predicted model, not a curated record